CCCACACGUAAUUUCAUCCCUGCAAAUCACUCAUUGCAUUGGGACUGGAAAGCCCAAUGGCUUGGAAGUUGAAGCGACGCAAAUUUCUCUGAAGUUUCAAAUUGAUCCAGUUUAUUUACAAUCCUCUCUCUCAAAUUUUCUCCGAAACCCAGUUAUCAUCGAAUCUACAGAUACAGGAUAUAUAAGCUGGUUUCUUGUAUAUAUGCUCUGCUGCUUCGAAACUCACUGAGGCGGGAAUGUUGCAUGUGUGCGUGCAGAACAAAGAAGGUCUUUUUGUGAGUAUAUGUGAACGCCUCUCUUCUUAUUUAUAUAUGUACUGGGAUAUGGAACAAAACCGUGUUUGUGAUUUUUAUUGAUAUACGAGAGAUGCAUGCUGGUAGUCCUUGUUUGAGUUCUGUAGCCAAGCGAACCAGAAGCCAAUGGGAAAUCUUUUAUAGAAAUUGGCACAAUGAGGUGAAGAAGGAAGAGGCUAGUGAAGCUGGUGUGGGUGAUAAUGAAGGUUCAUACUCGUUGAAUCCUGAAAAUAAUGAGAUUUCUAAGAAAAGGGGUGUGAAAAGGACAGGAGAGAGUGUCGAUGGGAAGAAUGCUGACUCAGUGGGUGGUGGUUCGAGGGGAAAGAAGAAAAGUGGUAAGAAGAUUGAUAGUGUUGAUGAUCAGAUUAUUGGCUCUUGUUCGAAAUCCGGGCCGAUUUCAAAUGUAGGGUGUGAUGCUUUUAAGAAAUGCGGGUUUUCUGAUGUUGAUGAGACAGCACAGGGUAGAGGAAGACCCCGAGUUGCACCUUCGAACGAGGGGAUGCAUGUAUCUAUUGAUGCUUCAGUUGAUUUAGGAAAGUCGGUUUUGUUUGUUGAUUCAGAAGAUUCAGAGAAGUCAAUGGAUUUGGAAUCAUCAGAUACUGCUAAUUCUAAUUCUGAUGAUUCAGGGAUGUUAGAAUCAAAUUCGAGCAGUGAAGAGGAGAAUGAUAAUUCUGAUAAGGAUAUUUCAUCGGCCCCUGGCAAUUCAGAUGUUUCAGAUACUGCUAAUUCUAAUUCUGAUGAUUCAGGGAUGUUAGAAUCAAAAUCGAGCAGUGAAGAGGAUUCUGACAAGGACUUUCAAGUUAAUAUUUCAUCGAUCUCUGGCGAUUCAGAUGUUUCUAGUUUUUGCAGUGAUGAUGCAUGUUGUGAUGGCAGUCCCAUCGAAAUUAAAAUCGAUUCCGAAGAAAAGGAGCGAACAUUUGUUCAUCAAGAGGAAAAAUGCAUCAAUGUUGGAAAUAGUAAGAUAAUUAAUGAGGAGAGAGACGGUGAAAUGGCUGGUUCAAAAAGAAAUUACGAACAAUAUUCAGAUUAUGGUUGUAUGGACAAUCCUCAGGAAGUUGGAGAUGGUACUAUGAAAUCGAGCAAGGAAGAGAAUGAGGAUUUAAACAAGAGUGGUUUAAAGAAGAGAAAAUUCUCUGGCAUACAAAAUUUGGCCGAUCGCAACGAGGAGCAUGAUAAAGAGCAAACGAGUAUGACAGGAUGCCUAAGACCCUGCAUGAUUUCUAGGCCUCAAAAGAAAAAUCUCAACUCACACUCCGAGAAUGAAGAGUCUAAAUCACAAACAAAGGAUAGCUGCAACACUAAAUGUGUGCAAAGAACAGAUCAAAAAGGAAGAAGGAAGGUAUGGACACCCAGAACAAAAAAUCUUGACUCAAUCAAGAUGUUGAUUAAUUCAAUAGAGAAGGAAGCACAGGAACCUGUGAAAAAGCAUACUUCUGUUGAUAUCAAUGCUAUGAAUCCAAAAUCCUUGCCAUUUAAGUUCAGGUUCGAGGAUGAGGAGCCAUCUCCGCCGGAGAAAUCAGAAUGGGAGAAGGAAAUUGAUUCUCUUUUCUGUGAUUUGGAUAUGGGUCUCCGGGAAUCUGAGUUCGGUUGCAAGAAUUCUUCAACAAGUAAUGAUGAUGAUGACAUCAUUCCGCAAGAUAUUGACUGCACUCCGGCUGCCCGUUGUAGUCGAGGGGAGCAUGAUCCUGUUCUUGACGAUCAGAUAGGAAUUAAAUGCAGAUAUUGUUCUGCUGUGAUUCUUGAAAUUGAAGAUAUCUUACCACCUUUUUAUACACCAUCUUCCGGGAGACAGGACAGGAAGUACUUUUAUGAAUCACAUAGCUGUAUCUUCAACGAGAAUCAGUUUCAGGACUCUGCUUGUGGAAAUCCCAGUUCUUCGUCUAUUCAUGAAGGAGACACUGUGUGGGAUUUGAUUCGUGGCACUAAAAGUAAAUUGUAUCCGCAUCAACGGGAAGGGUUUGAAUUUAUGUGGAGAAACAUAGCUGGAGAUAUUUUCAUUGAGAAACUGAGAAGGCAGUUUUCUGAAGAUGGUAAAGGAUGCAUUAUUUCACAUGCUCCUGGUACAGGCAAAACCCGACUCACCAUAGUGUUCCUCCAGUCAUUCAUGAAACUCUAUCCAACAUGCCGACCAGUGAUUAUUGCUCCCCGUGGCAUGCUCCUCACUUGGGAAGAUGAAUUUCGAAAAUGGAAUGUUGCCAUACCUUUUCACAAUUUGAAUAGUCUGGAGUUGUCUGCCGAGGAAAAUGCUGUUUCUCCGGAAAUUAUUAGCCAAGUAGGCUGUCACGGGAGGAGCCAGGAAUACAUUCGUUUGAUUAAGUUUUCCUCCUGGGUGAAGGGUAGUAGUAUCUUAGGAGUCAGCUACCAGCUGUUUGAGAAGCUUGUUGGGGAGCAUCGGAAAAAGGGAGAACAUGAUCAAAUCUGGAAACUACUGCUUAAAUUGCCCGAUCUUUUAGUACUGGAUGAAGGACACACCCCUCGCAAUCACCAAAGUAGAAUGUGGAAGGCUUUGACAAAGGUUGCAACAAACAGGCGCAUUAUCUUAUCUGGUACUCCUUUCCAGAACAAUUUUAGAGAGCUAUACAAUACACUAUGCCUUGUUAAUCCAAAGUUAAUGGAUAAGAUUGAUAAAAUUAGUCGAAGUUGCAAAAAGGGCUGGCGAGAGAUAAAUGGAAGUCGGGGAAAAUGGACAACUUCGUCUAAGUCUAUUGAUAAAACCAUGGACGAUGAAUCCACAAAGCUUAGAACCAUGAUCGAUCCAUUUGUACAUGUACAUAAAGGAAGUAUUCUUCAAGAAAGUCUUCCUGGAUUGAGGGAUUCUCUAGUUUUCUUGCGGCCGACUGAAUUGCAAAAAUCCUUGCUGGAAAUUGCUUCAAAAGCUAAGCCAUUUUUUCAUGAGGUUUGCUUGGUGUCCUUGAUCUCUGUUCACCCUUCGUUGGUGGCUAAAGAUGAAAUGUUCUCAGCUUUUAAGAGUGAAGUACAAAGGAUUGAAUCAACAAUUGAUGCAGGAGUAAAAUCAAAGUUUGUCAUUAAACUAAUAUGGCUAGCUGAUGCACUUGGUGAGAGGGUUUUGGUCUUCAGUACAUUUAUAAAUCCUUUAAUCUUCAUCAAGCAGCAGCUCGAGCAUCAUUUUUCUUGGAAAGAAGGAAGAGAAGUACUUUACAUGGAUGGGCAACUUGAAGAGCAUCAGCGUCAAAAUUCUAUAUGUUCUUUCAAUGAUUUUUCAAGUGAAGCUAAGGUGCUUCUUGCGUCAACAAGAGCAUGUUCCGAAGGAAUCAACUUGAUUGGGGCUUCUAGAGUUGUGUUGCUCGAUACUGCCUGGAAUCCAUCAGUUGAAAGGCAAGCCAUAAGCCGAGCAUAUCGGCUUGGUCAGAAAAGGGUUGUGCAUGUAUAUCACCUGAUCACAUCUGGGACUAUGGAGUUCAGAAAAUAUGCACUACAAGCUCAAAAAGAUCGCAUUUCGCAACUGAUAUUUUUUCCUACAGACGGACCACCGACUUGUGAUAGCGAAACAUCAAAUAUUGUUGCCGAAGAUAGAGUCUUUGAAGCACUGGUUGAAGAUAAAAGUUUCAGUCACAUUUUUGAAAAGAUAAUUCACCAACCAAAAGCAUCUGAUCUGAUUGAAACUUUUGAUUUUGUGGAUCACAACUCACAAGUGGUAACUCCAUCGUAAUGUUCCUGUUCCUUGGUGCAGAAUGGUAUGUCACAUACUUCAUUCAUGGGAAGAUUUUGUCUCUUGGUCUCCAUUUUUAACUCCACCAGUUGUACCCAAGGUUAGUAUGGUAUGGUAUGGUAUCCACGCAGCUUUUUCUCUCCCAUCAUUCUAGAUAUAUUGCGUCUCCUAUUGUCAUUUUGAAGAUUGAAGGUUAUUACCUUCAAUUUCUGUUACAGUUUUUGCAUUUUGUCUGCAAUUACUUGGAAUUUUAUUUGAUGGGGGAUACAAUGUUAAGUCUGCCUAUUUUAUCGAAUCAAACUUCUCCUCGGGAAA
Olea europaea var. sylvestris is the source of this 4278-nucleotide messenger RNA. Its product is annotated as SNF2 domain-containing protein CLASSY 4-like. NCBI's taxonomy places the organism in Eukaryota, Viridiplantae, Streptophyta, Magnoliopsida, Lamiales, Oleaceae. The transcript is spliced from 3 exons. The record is from RefSeq and is a predicted model, not a curated record. The coding region runs from base 367 to 3963 and encodes 1198 amino acids. Gene Ontology annotation, molecular function: ATP-dependent chromatin remodeler activity; ATP binding. Gene Ontology annotation, biological process: gene silencing by siRNA-directed DNA methylation.